AGAGCCGCUGUCGUUCUGGACAAUCUACAGGAUGACCUGCCUGAAUGCUCCAAAGAGAAGGCAGCCAAAGAGGACCUCCUCGACUUACAGAAACAUGUGAAUCAGUAUGAAGACAGUGUUAACAACCAGCAGUCCUCUUUGGUCUUCCUGGUGCACAAAGUGAAGGCUCUUCUUGGAAUCAUGGAAAACGCUAAGGUGCCAUCCAUUCCCGUUUGUCAGAAGUUACAGGCAAUGCAAGAUUGGUAUAAAAAGAGUCCAGUCUUUGCUGUACAGUAUUUACUUCAAUUCAGAUCUGUUGAAACGUUAAACUUCCAUGGAGGGCUUGGUAAUGCUAGUGAACACAUUUUGUUUGGUCUGUUCUUACCCACUUUAAAGAUUUUAGGUUCCCCAAAAGUUUACUCUAGGCUGGCUCACAAAAUGAGGGCAUGUCUAACUUGCUAUAAAAAGGCAGGUGUUUCUCGUAACAGCCAUUGUAAAGAGCUGUCUGUUGUCGCAGGAGCAAUUAAAACCCUUAGUUAUCUCACAGAGGUUGAUUAGCUCACUGGCCGACCAUUAGCAUGUGUGUUGGUGGAUGCCAGUUGGUUGUUGAUUCAGCCUACAUUCCUGAGCUGGGGCACAGGCGGGUGACACAGAAUAGCUGAGAGCUGAGAAAAGAUACUGACUUUUUACAUUACAAGAGGAAUUUGGUUUUCAUAAGAAUUAAUCUAACAGAUAUAACAGCAAUAUAUUGAUUGUAGGUACAGGUAUAUUGGUAAGUUUUCAGUUUUAGUUGGUAGGUACCUUUGGUAGAUUGGUGGCCAAAGGACUACUUGUCCAUUUUUGUUCUGCUCUGAAUUCAUCCACAGGUUGAAGCAGAAAGCUAUGAAGAGUCACAGGUCAAUACACACAGAGAUCCAGGAGCGUGAGAAGGUGAAAGAUGAGAUCAGAGGGGUAAAGGAAUGGUUACUGCCUGUUGUGUCACUGCUCUCUGUGGUGGACCACACACCCAUUAUAACAGACAUGGAGAAACCGGCAGAAGGAGAUCCUAUAUACUGAUUGUACUAUGAGGGUCCAGAGACAGGGUGUGAAGAUGGAGGCAGUACCAAGUCAUCAUCUUCUUAAACUCUGACUGGCAGCAUUCUGGAGGAACAUGAGGAAGCUUUUACUGUUGAAGAUGCAACUGCUGUGGAAACAGUGCAAAUGAGACCAGACAAUAAUGAAAUGUGUGAAACACAAGCUAUUCCUCAAGAAAUGGCAGGACCAGGUGAGCUGCAGCAGUUGCCGGACAGACCUGAGUCUAACAGUAUACUCUAUGUCUGCCGGGAGCUGGCAGCCCAGCUCCAGUUUUGGCUGGAGAAAGCCACGGCGACCUUCAGGGCUGACCACCCGGACACGGAAAUGCAGCAAAGCGUGGAGCAGCAGCUUCUCACGUUCAGGAUGUACUGGACAACAUGUGGAGCACCCUGAGAGUCAGACGAGUAGAACUCAAAGAGAACCUUACCACUGAGAUUCAGUACGAGAGCCUGUUACAGAGCCUGUCCAACUUAGUGGACGCUGGUCACGAGAAACUCACUCACAGCCAGCACCUUGUCCUGCCAAGCCAUGCCGAGCUGAAGAACCACCUGAAGAAACAUAAAAAUUACUUCUAUAACCUUGGCAACCACCUGGCUGCUGUGGAGAGGUUCUCUCAGAAAGUACCAGUAGCUUUAGCAAGGAAGCAUGACAAGUUUUGGUUGGAUCUGGAGGAAGAAAUACUCUGUCUCCAGCAGCAAGCUCUUCAGCAUGGAAUACACAUCCAGAGCAUGUUACAAGCCUGGACCCAGUUUGACAAAAGUUCUACAGUGCUUUUAAAACAGCUGCAGGAACUGGAAGCCAGGAUACCUACAGUAGGACUGGUGGAGGAAUCCGAAGAAAGAUUACUAGAACGACUAGCAAUCUAUCAGCAAAUUAAAGGUAGUCUGGAUGAAAAUUGCUCAAGACUCUCCCAUAGACUGACAAAUGGGAAGAAACUGUUGACGACAGUGAGCUGCACAGAACUGAAUUCCCUUCUGCAUCAGCUGGAGGAGAAGUGGCUGACUGUAAUGAAUAGAGUCAACCAGGACCGCCACUGCUUAGAGACGCUAACAAAAUACUGGACAAGCUGUAGGAAGGGCUCCAUUGACCUGAGUGUGUGGAUGACGUCUGCAAUGGACAGACUGAAGACUUUGAAACAGCAGUCCCUCAGUGUGCCUCAGGAUCUGGAGAAAGUAAGAGAUCACCUCGGACGAUUCCUGGAGUUCAUGGAGGAAGUGGAUGCCAAGUCGUCUCUGAAGUUGUCUGUGAUCAGCACAGGGAACCAGCUGCUCCAGGUGAAACGGGCCAACACUCCCUCGCUGCAGAACCAGCUGGCUCGGUUUGAGCAGGGAUGAACAGAGGUUCUCACUCCCCUGCCAGGAAACAAGGAGAAACUGCACCAGCUCCAGAUGGAGAAAGUGCCUUCUCGUCAGGUGAUCACAGAGCUGAAAACCCGGAUGAGCAAAAUUCAUGGGCUUCUGAGAGAAGAUGAGGAAAAGAUCAGCCACCUGUCUGCUAUAGCCAGUGCAAAAGAGAUUCUUCAAAAGUACAAGGUUAUUCAGACAAAAGCAUCGCUCCAGUCGAUUGUGCAGCAAUGGAAAGCAUUUGAUGAAACAUUCCAAGAGAUGGACUUGAAUAUAGUCAAGGCCAGGAGAGCAGUCAUUCCCCUGUGCUGUCUUUCCAAUGGUAUGACAUCUCCAUUCUCUCCCUUUCAGUCUCUGCAGGAAGAUGCUGAGAAGAAUGAAGAGCAAUGGAAUGCACUCAGCAGUGCUUUCACCACCUUUAAAACCAUGUGCAGCCCCACAGCAGUUCAGCUGAUCACUGAAAACUUAGAAGAUGCAUGUACAAGGUGGACUGCAGCAAUUCAAGAAUCCUCAGAUGAGCUCCGAAAGGCUCAGAGUUUAUAUGAGCUUUGGCAGAAGUACAGGGAUCGCUUCGCUGACAGCACGUUGCUGCUCAAGACACACAAAGAGAAGUGCAGUAAGCUUUCAAGCGCCGUCCCUUCAGAAGAAAACACAGUGGAUUUCAAGCAGAGAAAAAUAGACACUAUUAACAAACUCGUGAACGAGACUGAAAACAUGCAAAGCAGCACAGUCCAGGUUUCAGAGACUUUGAAAGAACUAACCCAACAGGUGGAUCCCCCAGCAGCUAUAUUGAUUGAAUCUGAAGUAACAGACCUGUCCAACAGACUGGUGCAAUUGGGGAAGCUUCUUGCAAUUAAGCUGUCUGAGCAUCAGACGCGGAUGCUACAACUGAAUGCCAUGACCCCUGACCUGGAAUACUUGAAUGACCUCAGCUACAAGAUCCCUCUGAAUGAAAUGAACAUCAAGAGAGCGCAAACCCUGAACAGACAGUGGGCUCAGGCCUCAUCCUGGGCUCUGCAGAGAUGCAGUGAACUACAGGGAGUCAUCUUACACAAGCAGAACUUUGUCCAGAAAUGUGAGAACUGGAUGAAGUUCUUGGAGAAGAUGGAAGAGAGCUUGGCAGUGGACAUUGCUGGUUGCUAUGCAGGCCUUAAGGAACAGCAGAGAAUUCGUGAGGUGAUCACGUGGAUGUUUCCGUCAUUUUUUCCUCUAAAUGACGAUUCCCUGGCAAAGAAUUCAGAAUUCAUGGCUGAAAGCCUAUUUGAUUUUCUGAAGCCUUUGGAGUGUGGUUAUGUUUUAUGUUUUUUUUUUAAAUUUUAUUUUGUGAGCUGGGAGAAUUGUGAAAAGAAAAUAAAUGAAUUUGGAUGCAGACUUCAAGACAUCAAGAUUAAAGUGUCUGAACCACUUUCACAAGUGCAUGAAGAGUUACAAGUAACAGAAAAACUAACUAAGGAGGCAGAGGAAUCAUUAGAAGACUGGACUCGAAGCCUUGCAGAGCUGACCACUAUGAAGACAGACCUGUCCCAGUAUAUUAUCACAGAUGAUGUGGUGAUUCUGCAAGAACAGAUCCAACAUUUACACAGCCAAUGGGAUGAACUCUGUUUAAAAGUGUCUCUGAGGAAGCAGGAGAUAGCUGACAGGCUUAACGCAUGGAUCAUCUUCAAUGAAAAGAACAAAGAGCUUUGUGAAUGGCUGACACAGAUGGAAAACAAAGUAUCACACAAUGCUGCCGAGCUCAGCAUUGAAGGAAUGAUAGAGAAGUUGAAGAAGGACUGCAUGGAAGAAAUCAAUCUUUUCAGUGAAAACAAAACUCAUUUGAAGCUACUGGGUGAGCAGCUGAUCAAUGCCAGCAAUAAAACUAAGGAGACAGAAAUAAAUGACAAGUUGAAGGAUAUCAACGGCCGCUGGCAGCAUCUGUUUGACCACAUCGAGGCAAGGGUGAAGAAACUGAAGGACACCUUGGUGACAGUCCAGCAGCUGGAUAAGAACAUGAGUAACCUCCGGACAUGGCUGUCUCGCAUUGAGGCUGAGCUCUCCAAGCCUGUGGUUUACAACAUCUGUGAUAACGACGAAAUCCAGAAGAAACUUUCCGAGCAGCAGGAUCUGCAGCGUGAUAUCGAGCAGCACACAGACGGCGUGGCGUCUGUGAUUAACCUGUGUGAUGUCCUCUUGCAUGACUCGGAUGCCUGUGCCACUGAAACAGAAUGUGACUCCAUCCAACAGACAACCAUGAGCCUGGACAGGCGAUGGAGGAAUAUCUGUGCCAUGUCAAUGGAGAGAAGAAUGAAGAUUGAGGAAACCUGCCGGCUUUGGUCCAAGUUUCUGGAUGAUUAUUCUCGUUUUGAAGACUGGCUGAAAACAGCUGAGAGAUGUGCUGCCUGCCCCAACUCUGCAGAGGUUUUAUACACCAGUGCAAAAGAAGAACUGAAGAAAUUUGAGGCAUUUCAGAGACAGGUUCACGAGAGGCUCACCCAGCUGGAGCUGGUGAACAAGCAGUACCGAUGUCUGGCUAGAGAGAACCGCACCGACGUGGCCAGCCAGCUAAAGCUCAUGGUCCACGAGGGAAACCAAAGAUGGGGCAAUCUCCAGAAAAGGGUCACUGCCAUUCUGAGAAGACUGAAGUACUUCACCUCUCAGCGGGAGGAGUUUGAAGGAACACGGGACGGCAUCCUUGUGUGGCUGACUGAGAUGGACCUGCAGCUGACCAACGUUGAGCACUUCUCAGAGAGCGACAUCGAGGACAAGAUGAGGCAGCUUGACGGAUUUCAGCAGGAGAUCACCCUGAACACCAAUAAGAUUGACCAGCUGAUUGUGUUCGGGGAGAACCUGAUCCAGAAGAGCCAGCCUCUGGAUGCUGUGCUGAUUGAGGAUGAGCUUGAGGAACUUCACACCUACUGCCAGGAAGUGUUCGGGAGAGUUGCUCGCUUCCACCACAGACUCAUCAACAAGGGCCCGGUCUCGGAAGAUGAAAAGGAGUCCUCUGACAGGGACACAGACCUUGAAGACUCGGUAGAGCUGCAGGGUAUCGGCUGGCAGGAGAAGGUGAGGCCCGAGGCCUUUCCCUCUUGCCAGUCCACUUGUCAGCUGAUGCCCCCAACGCCUGGACAGGAGCAGUCCGGCCGCGAGACCCCCGUCAGCGUGGACUCCAUCCAGCUGGAGUGGGACCACACCGUCGACGUGGGGGGCUCUUCAUCCCACGAAGAUGAGGAAGAGCCAGUUUACUACAGCGCACUGUCAGUAAAAAGCUCCUCUGAGCCACCGAGCUGGCACUCGCCUGAUCACCAGGACAGCAGGAAGCAGAGAAUCCAGACCGAGAUCAUUCGGACCCUCUCCUCCACCUCCCUAAUCACUAGCACACCUUAUAAAAUGGGAUAUGUUAAGUUGAUGUCUGAGUGCAGUGGCAGCAUCGAUAGUGUAAAACGAGUCAAACUGAUACUGAAUGAUGAGGAACAACUGGAAGAGCAAGGGCUUGUAGGCCUGACCACUGCGGAGUCAGGUGUUAUUGAGUGCUGGGAGCUGAUUCAAGCCCAGGCCCUCAGCAACAAACUGAGGAUAAAGCAGAAUCUACAGCAGUGGCAGCAGCUCAACUCUGAUCUUGAUGACAUCACUUUCUGGAUGAAAAAAAUUGAGCCUGAACUGGAUGAGCUACAGAAACUAGAGCCUUCCACAAGCAUUCGGGAUAUAGAAGGCAACAUUAAGAAACUCAAAGAAAUUCAGAAGGCUUUUGACAACUUCAAGUCGGUAGUCAUCUCCCUCAAUCUGAUCAGCAAAGACUUCCAGCAGGCAGACAGUGCCAAAUCUCAGGAGCUGCAUGACAGGCUGGAGCUAAUGAACCAGAGCUGGGUGCGAGCCUGCAAUAAACUGGACUGCUGGAAAGAGGGAUUGCAGACCGCACUUAUGCAGUGUCAGGACUUUCAUGAAACCACACACGAUCUGCUGCUGUGGCUUGCACAUGCGGUGAGCAGAAGGUACACCGUUGAUCUCGCUGAUUCCAAUAUCGAGUCCUGCGUUCUUCAGGAACAUCAAAAAACACUAAUGCAGCUGGAAGAUGACUUGCUGGAAAAGCAGUUGCAGGUCAGCUCUCUGCAGGAGAUCUCUACCCAUCUUCUGGUAAAAGCCGAUGAGGAAGACCACAUAGAAGCCAAAGAAAAAGUGCAUGUCAUUGAAAACAAGCUGAAGCUGCUCCUGCGGGAGGUUUCUCGGGAUAUGCAGACGAUUCAGAAGAAACUGGAUACAUGCUCUUCCUUUGCAUCGCUGGAUGAAGUAGACCGCAACGAUACUGCAAUGACCAGCACUCCACCUUCCCAAAUCAAGGAGGCAAGUGAGGAAACAAUAACAGCAACCAAGGCCUCCUCGAAUACCAGGACUGGGAGACAGGAGUCCUCCCCGCCAUGCUCCUUCUUUUACCGUGUGCUGUGGGCGGCCUUCCCCCUCCAGGUACUCUUUCUCCUUUUCCUGGUACUCGCCUGCAUGGUGCCACUCACUGAGGAAGACUACAGCUGUACCCUGUCAAACAACUUUGCAAGGUCCUUCUACCCCAUGCUGAGAUACACCAACGGACCCCCUCCCACAUGAGGGGGAAAGCGUCUGGAAAAUGAUGUCACAAAGCACCUUGGAUUCCCACACUGCUGAAAACACUGUAAACAGUGAUUACUGUACCAUAUACCCUCAGUAUGGAAUCAGUCACUCUUAAAAGAGUACACCCUGCUGAAAAGUAGCUUCUCACACAUGUAUAUUAAGCUGAGGAAGACAGCCUAUAUUGAAAAAUAAUUGUACAUAACUGCAUAUUCACAAUUCAAUGUGUUUAAGUUUAUUUUAAAGUAUUCCGAGAAAUUGUCUCAUAGUUUAAUAUUUGGGAGUGAUCCUUGAUUUUAGAUGUCUCCUAAAGGCUGUAUGGAUAUUAACAGAAUAUAUAUAAGAGCU
Molecule: messenger RNA, 7319 nt
Organism: Polyodon spathula (Mississippi paddlefish)
Lineage: Eukaryota; Metazoa; Chordata; Actinopteri; Acipenseriformes; Polyodontidae
Product: nesprin-2-like
Exons: 37
Cellular component (GO): membrane
Molecular function (GO): protein binding
Source: RefSeq, a predicted model, not a curated record